GUGCGGGUUUUGUGUCCGCUCGCAUAUUGAUUUCAGUAGGAGGGGCGUCCGUGACAUUUCUAGGGUUGAAUACCUUAGAACCGAUGCAGCUGCCACCACAACACAAACAGUAUUAGUGUCAGUGAUUUAGUUAGAAAGUCAUAAAUCAUAGCACAGCGUAGCCACAAACCCACACCCAUUAUCGAUGUGAGGUUAAUGGUGCGCGUCCCCUUUAAGAUUAUUGAAUAGAGGGAGUGCAAGUGUGCUCGAGCCUGCUGUGUGGGUUGGUCACUUCAAAAGGAUCUUGUCACAUGUGAAAGGACACACAUUGAACAGCUGCUUGACUGAAUCUGUGUGAUGAUCUAAUGGCAGACCAAAGAAUGGACAUCUCCUCCACAAUGAAUGAGUUCAUGUCCCAGAGUUCUGCAGAUCUCAUCAGCAGUUCCAUUGGCACCACGGGCAUGGACUACAACCGCAAGAGGAAGGGCAGCACCACCGAAUACCAGAUUGAUGGCUUUUCGUUUGAUGAUAGUAUGGACACAGAUAAAGAUAAGACAAUGGGAAGGGAUGACCAGCAGGGCCGGAUAAAAAAUGCCAGGGAGGCUCACAGUCAGAUAGAGAAGAGACGCAGGGAUAAAAUGAACAGUUUUAUAGACGAGUUGGCUUCGUUAGUCCCCACUUGCAAUGCCAUGUCUCGCAAGCUGGACAAACUCACUGUACUGCGCAUGGCCGUCCAACACAUGAAGACAUUACGAGGCGCCGCCAACCCAUACACCGAAGCUAACUAUAAGCCAGCAUUCUUGUCAGAUGAUGAAUUAAAGCACUUGAUUUUAAGGGCUGCCGAUGGCUUCCUCUUUGUAGUUGGUUGCGAUCGUGGAAAGAUUCUGUUCGUCUCGGAGUCGGUCUAUAAAAUUCUCAACUACACUCAGAAUGAUCUGAUUGGCCAGAGUUUGUUUGAUUACCUGCAUCCAAAAGACAUUGCCAAAGUUAAAGAGCAGCUGUCAUCGUCAGACACGGCUCCACGGGAACGACUCAUCGAUGCCAAAACUGGUCUGCCAGUGAAGACUGACAUCACUCCCGGCCCCUCAAGACUGUGUUCAGGGGCCCGGCGGUCUUUCUUCUGUAGAAUGAAAUGCAACCGUCAGUCUGUCAAGAUGGAGGACAAGGACUUCCCCUCAACUUGCUCUAAAAAGAAAGCAGACCGCAAGAGUUUCUGUACCAUCCAUAGCACUGGCUACCUGAAAAGCUGGCCGCCCACCAAGAUGGGUUUAGACGAGGAUAAUGAACCUGAUAAUGAGGGCUGCAACCUCAGCUGUCUAGUGGCCAUCGGCCGCCUACACCCACAUAUCAUCCCCCAGCCCAUGAACGGCGACAUCCGCGUUAAACCCACUGAAUACGUCUCCCGCCACGCGAUCGAUGGCAAGUUUGUUUUCGUCGACCAGAGGGCGACAGCUAUCCUGGCGUACUUGCCUCAGGAGCUUCUAGGAACGUCAUUUUAUGAGUAUUUUCAUCAGGAUGACAUCGGUCACCUCGCCGAGUGCCACAGACAAGUGCUACAGAUGAGAGAAAAGAUUAAUACAAACUGUUACAAAUUCAAGAUAAAGGACGGCUCUUUCAUCACUCUGAGGAGCCGCUGGUUCAGCUUCAUGAACCCCUGGACUAAAGAGGUGGAAUAUAUCGUCUCUACAAACACUGUGGUCUCGGGCAGUAUGCUGGAGGAAGCAGAUCCUAGUUAUUCACAGACAGCCUCGUCCCCUCAGAGCAUGGACAGCGUUUUAACAUCAGGAGACGGAGGGGGGAAACGUCCUCUUCAGACGGUUCCUGGUAUUCCAGGAGGGACUAGAGCCGGAGCUGGCAAGAUUGGACGCAUGAUAGCUGAGGAAGUGAUGGAGAUUCAGAGGAUUCGAGGCUCCUCCCCUUCAAGCUGUGGCUCCAGUCCUUUAAACAUCACUGCCACGCCCCCACCUGACACCUGCUCUCCAGGGGGAAAGAAGAUUCAGAAUGGUGGAACUCCAGAUCUGCCUUCAGCAGGACUUUUGCCUGGACCCGAUUCGAUAGGAUACCCAUAUUCAAAUAACUCCUUAAUGAGUGAUAACUCCCAUCUCAGUAUUGACAUUAUGGAAGAGCCCGGAUCCAGCAGCCCCAGUAAUGACGAGGCAGCCAUGGCCGUCAUCAUGAGCCUCCUCGAAGCCGACGCUGGCCUCGGCGGUCCUGUGGACUUCAGCGACCUUCCCUGGCCUUUGUGAAACCACAGCAGACUCCCACCAGGAUGCUCAUUGGGUCCAAGGCUAAACAGGUCUAACCACAGAGGCUCCUGGACAGGAAGUGCCCUGCAGUGCGGAGGCUAACGCGCUGUGGCCGUUAGAUACAGGACCUCCUACUCCAAGCACACAGAAUCAAUGGUUGAGCUGCAGACUUCUUUCCAACCGCCUCCUGUUGAACGGAGAUCUGUGCAUUUCCCACGAUUCUCGACUUUUCCCGACCUGCCCGUUUCUCUGUAGAUACCGGCCUGGAUUAUUCCUGUGGUACCCAUCAGCAAACACGGAUCUCUUUCUAUACAUAUAUAAAUAUAUAUAGCAUUUUGUUUGUGUUUUAAUGUUUUUACACUACAAACGUUGUUGAAAUGUUAAAUAUUCUAUACGCAGAUUGUAACUAAUAUUGUGAUUCUAUUAUGUCAGAUUUCUUUAUGCAAAAUAUAUAUGGUAAAAGUGUAACGUAUCAGCAGUGGAUAUUUUUAAAAUUAAAAAAAAAAAUUGUCUUCAG
Molecule: messenger RNA, 2742 nt
Organism: Carassius auratus (goldfish)
Lineage: Eukaryota; Metazoa; Chordata; Actinopteri; Cypriniformes; Cyprinidae
Product: aryl hydrocarbon receptor nuclear translocator-like protein 1
Exons: 19
Coding region: 345-2225 (626 amino acids)
Biological process (GO): regulation of DNA-templated transcription
Cellular component (GO): transcription regulator complex; cytoplasm; nucleus
Molecular function (GO): protein dimerization activity; DNA-binding transcription factor activity
Source: RefSeq, a predicted model, not a curated record